Syzygium oleosum is the source of this 2064-nucleotide messenger RNA. RefSeq lists its product as uncharacterized. Bases 164 to 1894 code for a protein of 576 amino acids. Gene Ontology annotation, cellular component: Ino80 complex. Gene Ontology annotation, biological process: chromatin remodeling. The transcript has 7 exons. The record is from RefSeq and is a predicted model, not a curated record. NCBI's taxonomy places the organism in Eukaryota, Viridiplantae, Streptophyta, Magnoliopsida, Myrtales, Myrtaceae.
CCUCUUCGCCUUUGGUGCCCCCUUCCUCUGGCCUCGGCCUCGCUUCUGGUUCCGUCGAUGUCCGGGUCGGCUCGGUUCUCGCGCGCGGCUCGCCGUUUCUUCUAGCGCGGCGCGAAUCCGGGGUGUUGAGGAACAUAAUUUGCUGCUGAAGUAGUUCACUUUCAUGGAGGAAUUUGGCGCUACUCGAUUUGAAAUUCUUGGUAGCGCUGUGAGGAAGAAGAGGACCCGUGCAGCUCGCCGUCCUCGAUCUGACUCACAUUCAUAUGAAGGUCAUGAUCUUUCACCAUUGUCAUCAGCACCUGCUUCGGACGAUGUGAGCAAGGUCUCCAGUGAUGACAAUAAUGGUGGGGACACUAAUUCCAGGAGAAAGGAGUUUAACCUUAACCAAUGCGUCAUCCGUGUUUCUUCUGGGGCAGUUGAUUCUGAGAAAAUGCAGAAGAAGGUGAGGAGGGAUGACGAAGCUUUCGAUGCGUUUUACAAUAACGAGCCUGGACGAAGUGGGCUUAGUAACAAGCGAUCUAGUGAAGGUGUUCUGGCCCCUGCUAAUUGGAAAAGUACUAGUAAGGCUCCUGAUAAUUACGGGGGGAGGAAUGGUGAAAGUCAAGGUCCAGGGCAGUCAGCCAUGACUAUAGAUGGAGUAGGAAACGAAAACAAGGUUAAGAAAGUAAAACUAAAAGUGGGAGGUGUUACACAUACAAUUUCCACCUCUAAUGGCACACAUGAGAGUGGGUCUUUUGUGAAGAGUUCACGAGCUUUAGAUUCUUUGAAGCCAAGGCAAAGGCCGAAUCUUGAGGGAAAUUUAGAUGGCACCCCUUCUCUAGAUAAGAGGACCGGCUUGCAGGGCAUUCCUUGGAAAGAUUUUUCAAAAGGUGGCUUUAGCUUUGGGAAAGAAGACUCUUCGAUGGGGAAAGUGUCUGGAAGGAACGGUUCUGGUAAACAAGGGGAUAAGUCUGAGCCUGUUCGCAAGAGCAAGCGGGUGCCCAAGAAACGGUUAAUGGAUGGUGAAUUCGACGAUAAUGAAGAUGAUGAGCUGCGGUAUCUGGAGAAGCUUAAAACUUCAAAGAUUGGUGGGGGUUAUACGGAAGAUGAUGAAGGAUCGAGCAAGAAACAGCGCAAACUUGCCAGUGUGUCUGACAUAGAACGACUUGGUGCAUUUAAGGGCAGCAACGAUGGAAAGAAGAAGCCAAGAGCAGACAGAAUUUCUGAUGAGACGGAAUAUGAGGAAGAAGAUGAAACUGGAUCUGAUGGUGAACUUCAAGGUAGAAAGAAGAAAAGGCAGAAGAAAGAAUCUGUGGAUACCUUGAUGGAUAAUAACAGAAAGGAAAUGACUCUUACGACCCGUCAAAGGGCCCUGCAAUCUAGUAAAGAUGCCUCAGUUACAGCUGGUUCAAUUGAAUACCCCAAUGGAUUACCACCUGCGCCACCAAGAAAACAAAAGGAGAAACUCUCAGAAGUUGAGCAACAACUUAAGAAGGCUGAGGCUGCACAGAGACGUAGAGUGCUAAAUGAAAAGGCUGCACGAGAGUCUGAGGCUGAGGCUAUUAGGAAAAUACUCGGGCAAGAUUCCAGCAGGAAGAAACGGGAAGAUAAGAUGAAGAAGCGUCAGGAGGAAUUGGCAGAGGAGAAGGCUGCCAAUGAAUCAAUCCGUGCAUCAAGUUCCAUUAGGUGGGUCAUGGGUCCGACAGGGACUGUUGUUACAUUUCCAAAUGAGAUGGGUCUCCCAAGUAUAUUUGAUUCCAAAAGUAACAGUUAUCCUCCGCCUCGAGAAACUUGUGUUGGGCCAUCGUGCAAUAACCCGUAUAAGUAUCGGGACUCGAAGACAAGGCUUCCUCUUUGCAGUCUUCAAUGUUAUCAGGCAGUUCAGGAAAAGAUGCUCACAGGAGCAAUAUGCUGAGGAGCUCUACCUGCAUUCUGCCAUGGGGCACGUGAAUAUCUUUGCGAAUCUAUUUUGUCAAUAUCAAUUUGUAUCUAGAGUCGCCAGGAGGACAAGGUUUUUGCAGGUGUAGAAACAUAUAUACCCCUCCGGGAUUAAUUUGCUGAUAAUACACAGCUCAUUUAUUGGUA